ACAACUACAGAGAAAUAAGUCUCUCGUACAACCUGAUUGAGGUUUAUUCUUGUCAAGGCUGUGUGCCACUGAAGCUGUGCCAUCUACACAACGUCAAUACAUUAUUGUAGGUCUGUUUUAGCUCUAGUCGGAUAUGAAGAUUGCUUCGUUCAACGUCCAGAGGUUUGGAAUCACAAAACUCUCCGAUCCAGAUGUCCUGGCAGCUCUGGUUAAGAUUGUGUCUCGAUACGACAUCAUAGUGAUUCUUGAGGUGGUGGAUGGGAGCGGAGCUUCUGUGAAACUUUUCAUCAAAGAACUGAACACAGUCAACACAACACAUCACUACGCUCUACAGCUCAGUACCCGCCUAGGAAGGAACAGAUACAAGGAACAAUUUUUGUUUUUGUACAGGGAUGAUGUUGUCGACCUGAUUGACUGCUAUCAAUAUGAAGACAACCAGGUGAACGACAUGGAUGCUUUUGCAAGGGAGCCGUAUAUCCUCCACUUCAAACCACACAACACAGUGCUGAAGGAUAUAGUGCUCAUCCCGGUCCGCACCACACCCUGGGACUCGGAGAAAGAGCUGGAUGAGCUGUAUGAGGUCUUCCUGAUGGUCAAAGACAAAUGGAAAACUGAUAAUGUAAUAAUCCUGGGGGAUUUCAAUGCGGAUGGUGCGUAUCUCACCCAGAAAGAAAUGAAUGGGAUCCGUAUUCGCAGCGACAAGAAUUUCCACUGGCUGAUCGGUGAUGACGUGGACACCACCGCAAAUACGUCGAAUGAACACACUUACGACCGGAUUGUGGUUUACGGAGACGACAUGCUGGCAGCCAUUGUGCCAAACUCAGCCAAGCCAUUCAAUUUCCACAAGGAGUUUUCUAUGACAGAAGAAAUGGCCCUGAGAGUGAGCGACCACUACCCUGUCGAGCUAGAAUUACGCAGCGCUCUUCCAUUCUGGAUGGCAAACAGCCACCAAAGACAGAGAUCAUCAGUUAACAGAGCUGUCACAGGCGAAGAGAAAAACGAGAGUUUGCAAGUGGAUCUGUUGUCCCUGCAGAAGGAAAACCUCCUGCUGGAGCAAGAAAAACUCCAACUUCAGAUCUCCUUAUUAAAACAGCGGCUUUCCACACUCAAACUGAACAAAUGAUUAAAAGAUCUCAAACACUAUC
Morone saxatilis (striped sea-bass) is the source of this 1145-nucleotide messenger RNA. RefSeq names its product deoxyribonuclease-1-like 1. Bases 134 to 1123 code for a protein of 329 amino acids. NCBI's taxonomy places the organism in Eukaryota, Metazoa, Chordata, Actinopteri, Moronidae. The record is from RefSeq and is a predicted model, not a curated record. Gene Ontology annotation, biological process: DNA catabolic process. Gene Ontology annotation, molecular function: DNA nuclease activity. Gene Ontology annotation, cellular component: nucleus. The transcript has 10 exons.